AUGAAUGCCAGAGGACUUGGAUCUCAGCUAAAGGACAGUAUUCCAGUUACUGAACUUUCAGCAAGUGGCCCUUUUGAAAGUCAAGAUCUUCUUCGGAGAGGAUUUCCUUGUGUGAAAAAUAAACUUUUUCCUAGUCAUCCUCUUGAAUUAUCAGAAAAGAAUUUCCAGCUCAACCAAGAUAAAAUGAAUUUUUCCACAUUGAGAAACAUCCAGGGUCUGUUUGCUCCACUAAAAUUACAGAUGGAAUUCAAGGCAGUGCAGCAGGCUCAGAAGCUUCCAUUUCUUCUGAGCUCAAACUUUUCACUGAAUAUUUUGCAGGGUAAUGCUAAGACUAUUGGAUUUGAAGAUAUUCUUAAUGAUCCAUCACAAAGUGAAGUAAUGGGAGAACCACACUUGAUGGUUGAACAUAAACUUGGUUUACUGUAACACAGUUGUGCUGUUAAUGAAAAUAGGGACUGCAUCUUGUUUAUAGUUGUCUUUCUACUAUAAUUUGAUGUAUACAACAUUAAAAGUACUGACACA
This is a messenger RNA of Choloepus didactylus (southern two-toed sloth), 522 nucleotides long. Its product is annotated as proteasome maturation protein-like. The record is from RefSeq and is a predicted model, not a curated record. Gene Ontology annotation, biological process: proteasome assembly. Gene Ontology annotation, cellular component: cytoplasm; nucleus. Bases 1 to 426 code for a protein of 141 amino acids. Lineage: Eukaryota; Metazoa; Chordata; Mammalia; Pilosa; Megalonychidae. The transcript has a single exon.